GUGGAGCGCUUCUUUAAGGGCUAUGGGAAGAUCCUGGAGGUGGAUCUGAAGAACGGGUGGGGAAAGAUCAAGUGCAGACUGAGAUGUGGCCAGCGUUUGCAGACCAGGAAUCCACACCAGCUCUAAGCAGAGAGCUCUUGGUGUGCGGGAACUGCCAGUGUGCCGACGUGAAAAGAGCCCCAGACUGGGUACUGGUGAGCCCUGAAGUCGCACCCCAGCUCUGCCACUCAGUGAGCACGGCAACAUCCCUAAUCCUGACCAGCCAUGGAGAGGUUCGGUUCUUGCCAGUGAAUGUGGGAAUGGCUCACCACAUUGGGAAAACAAAACUCACAUCCUGCUGAUGUUGGCUGAGGACUGUCAUGUCCACAUACAAAGAAAAGCAUGUGGCACAGUUUUAGGACAAAGGUACGGGUUUGUGGAGUUUGAUGAUCUGCGAGAUGCAGAUGACGCUGUUUAUGAGCUGAAUGGCAAAGACCUUUGUGGUGAGCGAGUAAUUGUUGAGCAUGCCCGCGGCCCACGGCGAGAUGGCAGUUACGGUUCUGGACGCAGUGGAUAUGGUUAUAGAAGAAGUGGCCGAGAUAAAUACGGCCCUCCUACACGCACAGAAUACAGACUUAUUGUGGAAAAUUUGUCAAGUCGGUGCAGCUGGCAAGACCUAAAGGAUUAUAUGCGUCAGGCAGGAGAAGUGACUUAUGCAGAUGCCCACAAGGGACGCAAAAAUGAAGGGGUGAUUGAAUUUGUGUCUUACUCUGAUAUGAAAAGAGCUUUGGAAAAGUUAGAUGGAACGGAAGUCAAUGGCAGAAAAAUCAGAUUAGUUGAAGACAAGCCUGGCUCCAGAAGACGCAGGUCCUACUCCAGGAGCCGCAGUCACUCAAGGUCUCGCUCUCGAAGCAGGCACUCUCGUAAGAGCAGAAGCCGGAGCGGCAGCAGCAAAAGCAGCCAUUCUAAGAGCGGAUCCAGGUCCAGGUCAGGCUCCCGUUCCCGGAGCAAGAGCCGCAGCCGCAGCCAGAGCCGCAGCCGCAGCAAGAAGGAAAAGAGCCGCAGCCCCAGCAAGGACAAGAGCCGCAGCCGCAGCCGCAGCGCCGACAAGCGCCGCAGCAAGAGCAAAGACCCGGCGGAGGAGAAGGUGCAGAACAGCGACCGCACCGGCAAGUCCAAGAGCCGCAGCCCCAGCCGGCACAAGAGCAAGAGCCGCAGCCGCAGUCAGGAGAGGGGCGCGGAGGAGGCACGGGGCAGCGCGAGCAGGAGCCGAAGCAAGGAGAAGAGCCUGCGCAAGAGCCGCAGCCGCAGCCAAGGGGGCAGCCGCAGCCGCAGCCGCAGCAAAAGCAAGGACAAGAGGAAGGGGAGGAAGAGGAGCCGGGAGGAGAGCCGCAGCCGCAGCCGCAGCCGCAGCAAGAGUGAGAGGAGCCGGAAACGGGGUGGCAAGCGAGACAGCAAGUCGGGCAGCGGCGGCGGGAGCGGCAGCAGCAAGAAGAAGAAGAAGGAAGACGCGGACCGCUCGCAGUCCAGGUCACGCUCCCGCUCGGGCUCCAAGGAGAGGGAGCGUGCCAAGUCCGAGUCCGGCCAGAGGGAAGGCCGAGGGGAGGGUGAGGAUGCCGGCGCCAAUCAGGAGACCCGGUCCAGGUCGAGGUCCAAUUCCAAAUCAAAACCAAACCUUCCAUCAGAAUCACGCUCCAGAUCAAAGUCCGCCUCAAAAACCCGGUCUCGGUCCAAGUCUCGGUCCAGGUCUGGGUCCAGAUCGCCCUCCCGAUCUAGAUCCAGGUCUCACUCGAGGUCCUAACUGGCCGCGGCCACAGCUGGAACUCCCCGAGCUGUCUUUUUGUACAUGUUUGGUAGCCGUAGCACAAGUGAUUGGAGUAGAACACAUGUCACUACUGUACAUUUUUACUUCCCCUAAUGGUGUGUCUACAACUGUUAAAUCUAAGUGCUUCCUCUCCAUAAAGCCUCCUGGGCCCAGGCCUUCCUGCUCGACUGAAAACAAUCUUCUCUUUGAAAACCCCUUUUACUCAUGGCCCACGGUAGAAUAUCCAAAAUGCCUUGGCUUUCAGGCCUGGCCUUUCCUACAGGGAGCUCAGAACCUGGAUGGCUUUAAGGCUGGAAUGAUGUCAUAGGUAGGUAUGGUGAGUUCAACCAUUUUGCCCUUGAAUUGAUGCCCUUUGAUGUAUGCCAUUUAGUGAAAGUGCUAAGUCUUAAGUUUCCUACCACUUUGGUUUCAUAUUUUUGGACUUAACAAAGUUGUGAAUAGCAAGCACAGUCAAGGAAAACUGAUACCUGCAGUAACCCAUAGGAAAUAAACUGUAGAGUUCCAUAUUCUGGUAUUGUGAUUAUAUUGUUUUAUAUUAAAAAAAAAGAAAAGAAAAGAAUUUUUUUUAAUUUUAUUUUUCCCCGUCUUGCAAAGUAUAGUGACCCCUGUUUCCAUUAAAUUUGAAUAAAGACUAUUUU
Molecule: messenger RNA, 2442 nt
Organism: Budorcas taxicolor (takin)
Lineage: Eukaryota; Metazoa; Chordata; Mammalia; Artiodactyla; Bovidae
Gene: SRSF4
Product: serine and arginine rich splicing factor 4
Exons: 8
Coding region: 341-1780 (479 amino acids)
Biological process (GO): alternative mRNA splicing, via spliceosome; mRNA splice site recognition
Cellular component (GO): nucleus; ribonucleoprotein complex; cytoplasm
Molecular function (GO): mRNA binding
Source: RefSeq, a predicted model, not a curated record